Gavialis gangeticus (Gharial) is the source of this 6233-nucleotide messenger RNA. RefSeq names its product forkhead box O3 (gene FOXO3). The record is from RefSeq and is a predicted model, not a curated record. The transcript has 4 exons. Gene Ontology annotation, molecular function: DNA-binding transcription factor activity, RNA polymerase II-specific; RNA polymerase II cis-regulatory region sequence-specific DNA binding. Bases 30 to 1817 code for a protein of 595 amino acids. Lineage: Eukaryota; Metazoa; Chordata; Crocodylia; Gavialidae. Gene Ontology annotation, cellular component: mitochondrial matrix; nucleus. Gene Ontology annotation, biological process: regulation of transcription by RNA polymerase II.
CCGCCCGGAGGAGCCGGAGCCGCGAGAAGAUGGCAGAGGCGUCGCCGCCCGCGCCCCCGUCACCACUGGACGUGGAGCUGGACCCGGAGUUCGAGCCCCAGAGCCGGCCGCGCUCCUGCACUUGGCCGCUGCAGAGGCCCGAGCUGCAAGGCAGCCCGGCCAAGCCCGCGGGGGAGGCGGCCGCCGACGCCGCCUCAGGGCCGGGGGCCGCCGCCGCCUCCUCCUCGGCCCCGCGCAAGUGCUCGUCGCGGCGCAACGCGUGGGGCAACCUGUCGUACGCCGACCUGAUCACCCGCGCCAUCGAGAGCGCCCCGGACAAGCGCCUCACGCUCUCGCAGAUCUACGACUGGAUGGUGCGCUGCGUGCCCUACUUCAAGGAUAAGGGCGACAGCAACAGCUCGGCCGGCUGGAAGAAUUCAAUCCGGCAUAACCUAUCACUUCAUAGUCGAUUCAUCAGAGUGCAGAAUGAAGGAACCGGGAAAAGCUCUUGGUGGAUGAUCAACCCAGAUGGUGGGAAAGGAGGCAAGGCCCCAAGGAGACGUGCUGUUUCCAUGGACAAUAGCAACAAGUACACUAAGAGCAGGGGGCGGGCCGCUAAGAAGAAGGCAACUCAACAAGCCGCACAAGAAGUGAGUGAUGACAGCCCUUCUCAGCUUUCCAAGUGGCCAGGGAGCCCAACAUCCCGUAGCAGUGAUGAGUUGGAUGCCUGGACAGAUUUCCGAUCUCGUACAAAUUCAAAUGCUAGUACGAUAAGUGGCCGCUUGUCACCCAUAUUGGCAAGUACUGAACUGGAUGAUGUUCAGGAUGAUGACGCUCCACUUUCCCCAAUGCUGUACAGUAGUCCAUCGAGCUUGUCCCCAUCAGUAAAUAAGCCGUGUACUGUUGAGUUGCCUCGGCUAACCGAUAUGGCAGGCACAAUGAACUUAAACGAUGGACUGACAGAUAAUCUCAUGGAUGAUCUUCUGGACAAUAUAACGCUCCCCUCUUCCCAGCAGUCACCUUCUGGGGGGCUGAUGCAAAGAAGCUCCAGUUUUCCAUAUGGCUCCAAAGGUUCGGGUCUUGGUUCUCCAUCCAGUAGUUUCAACAAUGCUGUGUUUGGACCAUCCUCUCUGAAUUCCCUCCGCCAGUCUCCCAUGCAAACUAUACAAGAGAACAAGCAAGCUACCUUUUCCUCCAUUUCUCAUUACAACAACCAGACACUUCAGGACCUGCUGGCAUCUGAUUCACCUAGUCACAGUGAUGUCAUGAUGACGCAGUCAGAUCCGCUCAUGUCACAAGCCAGUACUGCUGUGUCUGCCCAAAGCUCACGCAGGAAUAUAAUGCUUCGUAAUGACCCAAUGAUGUCAUUUGCUGCUCAGUCCAGCCAGGGAAGUUUGGUCAAUCAGAACCUGCUCCACCACCAGCAUCCAUCUCCAAAUUCUCCUCUUAGUGGCAGUCGUGCCUUGUCGAAUUCAGUCAGUAACAUGGGCUUAAAUGACACGAACAGCUUGGGGUCAGCCAAACACCAGCAGCAGUCACCUGUCAAUCAGUCUAUGCAAACACUUUCUGAUUCACUCUCAGGCUCUUCUUUGUAUUCUGCUGGUGUGAACCUUCCAGUCAUGGGACAUGAUAAAUUCCCAAGUGAUUUGGACCUGGAUAUUUUCAAUGGGAGCUUGGAAUGUGACAUGGACUCCAUUAUCCGCAGUGAGCUCAUGGAUGCAGACGGGUUGGAUUUUAAUUUUGAUUCCCUCAUCUCAGCUCAGAACGUUGUCACUCUAAAUGUGGGGAACUUCACUGGUGCUAAACAGGCUUCAUCACAGAGUUGGGUGCCUGGCUGAAGGACUGCUGGGAACAGAGGAAAUGGGCAAAGCAGGCCCUUAAACUGACACGAGACAUAAAGAGAGAACCCUUUGCCAAAUCUGCUGUCAGCAAGUGGACAGUACUGUUUACAGCUUAUGACCUUUGUGAACCCUGCAUAAUUUUCCUAAUGAAGCUGAGACUGUUAAUGGGCCCCUUACCCGAGUGAAGAUCCUGCCGUUUUGGAACUGAACUCAUUCUGAAGUAUGCAAAAUCUUCUUUUUCUGGGAUGGUCAAGCACCUAUUGUGGAGACCGUGUUGAGCACCAUCCUGUCAAGAACACACUGUAUAGCCUUUACAGUAGUUAUUUGUCAUUGAGUCUGUGGUGUUUCAAUAUAUUAAUGGUUUAUGGGAUGUUUUAAGUUGGCGUUUAUUUUCAGGGGGUUUCCCCAUCUGCCCCCAUAACCUCCAAUUUGUUUAUUUUUAUUUAGAUGUUUAAAUCAUUUUCUUUUUCUCUCCUUGGUGAAUCAAAGAUACAGCAGAUGCACAAUGAAAGUCCAUGCUAAUUACCAUCACUUAACAUUGCUUCCAACACCAACAGGUCCUGAGUGUGCAUCUUUUGCUACACCAAUCAAGAGUGAAUGAACUCCAGAGAGAGGUGAUUUGUGUGUGGUUUUUCUUGUUUGUUUGUUGAUUUUUUUCCCCUCAAAUCUUUUAUUAAAUAUAAAUGGUACACAUCUGUUUUUCAUAAGCUUCAAACCAGGGUUGAUUAUAAAACAAGGGAAACUAUUAAGGUUGAAUCCUGUCCAGUACAUCCUGAGCUAGGAUGCUUUCCAUAGCGUUUACAGAUUCAGCACCUGAUUUGCUGUAAAACAGAUGAGUCUCACCUAUUGCUUUAUGUUAACACCACUGCCCUGAUGGCUGCAGUGAACAGAGUUGGGCUAUCUCAGCAGUUUGGAACAAGGUAUAAGCUGAGUUGCCCACCCCUUGCCAAGCAAGUUGACCAUAACUGGUGAGGAUCUGGUUUAAAAAAGAAAAACAGAGGAAAUGAUAAUGUACUAUGGUGCAGAAAAGAUACGCUCACAGUGCACACAUCAGCAGUGACUUGUAGCAGAAACCUCAGAAGUUCAAACACAAAUCAAUGCAGGGUUAGCAUAUUGCAUCAGUGAUUUUUCUUACAAACAUAUCCUUGAUUAUUUUUUUCCUUCUCACUAUGCGUAAUCCAAUCUGUAAGAAGAAGCACGGAGAGGGAAAGGCAAGGAAGCAAUAUCAUACAAAUGGCUUUUCAUGUAGGUGUAGAUUGUAAUUGGAUAAAUGACACUGAAAGACGAGGCAGUUUUAUAUAUUUUGCUUAUAUGGGUUUCUUUUGUAAAAUAAAUAAUAAUGAAUGAAUAAUAAUGAAUAAAAGGUAUGGUGCUGUAUAGAUCCUCUCUAUAAUCUGGAAAUUUUGAUUACUUUUUAUUAGUAUAUUUUGGCGGGGGGGAGGAAUAAAGGGGAGAAAACACCAAUGGUACAUAAGAACUUGCUAUGAAAAAGCUCUGAAUAGGACAGUGUAUACAUAAUUCUCCAAAGUGAUAUAUGAAGUUUUUUUUUUCUUUGCAUAAAAGCAUUAUGCAUAUAAAUAUAUAAAUAUAUUUUAUUAUGUACAGAAACAGAUCAUUAUGCAUGAAUGUUAGGAAGACAAGCUAGCAUUUUAACCCAAAGUUUCAGUGCAUGAGUUCCCACUGACAUAUGUACCAUGCAAUGUGGAGUGACUCCUUUUGGCCACCAUGCACACACACCUACACACAAGUGCACGCACAGAGACUCUUGCACCUGUACCCAUUUGUGGGCCCCAUCUUGCUCCUUACUUUUCAGUUUCCUGAGGUAAUACCGGUGAUAUAACAGCUCCUAGUGUGAUGGAAGUUUUGUUUUGUAUUGUAACCUCCUCAGGCUUGUGCUGUUCUAUUUUCUAGAUGAACCUGUUGAUUUCAUCAUGCAGUUUACUGCCUAUGUAAACUCUGUGCAGUUGUGGUUAUAGUAGACCCCUAGCAUAUCAACUCUUCCAAGCAGCUGAGAGUUUAUCAGUAAAAACAGCAAACCUUUCUUUUUUUAAUUAAGGUGGUGUAUUUGUUAAUGGCAGAUUCUAGUUUAGGGAAUUUUCUUCAUCAGAAUUAACUAAUGAAUAAUAUUGGUGUCUCCCCUUGAGAAGAUACUUCUUGUAGCCAGUUCCCCAGGUUGAUAGUGUUGUCCUACAGUUAUCUGUUUUAGGGGUCUGUUUCUCUUAAGAGUUCAGCUGUAGGUAUCUUUUACCAAAGUUAGUAUAGAGCUUCAUGACAGUUGUUCAUUGCACGCGGUGUGUGUAAUGUUAUCUGCCAAGUUUUUAGGUACAUCGUUAAAUGUGAGUUAGGCUGAGGGUAUUUUUCCCAUUUUUUUGGUCCUCUAUCACAUUGCUCUUGCGGCCUGGAGGAAUUCUUUUCUUCAAGCCACUCCACAGCUGCUAGUUCAGCACUUGGGCCACACUUAGCCUUUGCACUGCCUCUAUGUCCUGUCUGCAGUGAGGAAUGGCUGGCUUCAUUUCCUGGAUCCCUGCUGUACAGUCACAGAUUGCAAGUGUACUCUACACAUUCAGAUGUUCACCCCUGCACCCCCCUUCCAUGUUUUGAAGGAGAGAGGGACUGAAGUUGGUGAGCAAAAAUUGGUUCCAGAUUUACAGUUGUACACAAUCCUGCAAUCUUUAUUCAGUAGAAGUCUCCCCUAAAAGCCAAUGGAGUUAUCUGCAUAGAUAUGGCAGAAUUGAGUCAUGACUCCUUACUGACAACAGAGAACAAGUUGUGUUCAGUGUUAGGCCUGAGGGGACACAAACUAGCGGCUUUAAGUUUUUAUAGGUAUGGAAGCUAGUCUUCUCGAAAGGAAGGGAAGGAGUUUGUUUGAAAAGACCAGGCCAAAUUCUGCUGUGUUAAAGCAAUCAGAACGCAGAAUAACUCCACUGAAAUAAGUGGAGUUAAAUCUGGAUUUACAGUGGCAUAGAUGAGAGAAGAAAAUGUGAUCCUCUCUGUUUAGACCAUGAAGGAAGAGCAGUUGAUUCAGAAGCAACCAAUCAAUGGGAGAGAAACUUAAAAAAAAAAAACCUUAUUUUUUUUUUUUUAAAUGAUGGGCUUGAUCCUACUCCUUCUGUCUCUGAUGGUGUCACUUUCCUUGGCCUGCGUAGUGUAGGUUGGGCCUCCUUUGUAGAGGAAGAGCCUGUACUUGCUGGGGAGAAGUGGACACUUAUUAGGAUUUUUCUGUCUCUGAUUUCAGUGGCCAAAAUUUUGAAACAUAAGUGCCUCAAGUCAAGCAACCAAGGCUGGGAUUUUAAAAGGAUCUGGAGGAGUUAUGUGCUCUACUCAUUGCUUUUCAGUGGGAGUAGUGUACCUAAUUCUUACUGCCCUGUUGGAAAAAUUUCAGCCUUUAAAUGUAGGUGCUUCCAGAGGUGCUGAAUAAUGAAAAUUCUUAUAGAAUUCAAAGAGCCACUGUCAGGUAUGGAUUCAAGUGACUAAUUUCACAAAACUGUAUUUUUGAAAAGUUUGGCCUUUGAUUCCAUGAAUGCUUUUAAGGAGUAAAAUUUUCCUCCUGUAAUCAUGUCCGACAGGUAGUCUCAGAAGAAAUAUAUAGGACAUUGUUUAAAUUCUUUGUUUAAAAAGUUCUGAACAAGUCAUGUCUAUGCAGUUUGGACAAUUGCAUGCAUCUGUUUUUAUUUAAUAUUCUUUGAGAAACGUUGUCGUAUUAAUAAUUGGUUAUUGGCCACUGCCUAACUCCAAAAAUAAUUGUAUGAGUGCUUUAAAAAGCAAAAUUUAGGAUCUGUAUUUCUUAAAAUAAUGGCAUUGCUUGGCAAUGAGUCACCUACAAUUGUUUUAGUACUUAGUGUACGUUAGGAAUGCCAACAGAAGUGAAGGGGGACCAGAUAUAUUUAGUUAAUAUGGGUUGGAAAACAGGAUUGUGCAUUUGGCUUAAUAUGUUAAAACUUUUUUUAAAAGUUGCAUGAUUGGAAAAAAUAUGUAUACAGUAUCUGUAAAACUGUUUGAUCUGUUUUUGUUUCAAUCCAUAUACAACUGGAAGAAUAUUAAAUUCACAGCCUUAUAGUGCAUGGCCGAAUACAAACUAAAGAACUGAACAGUAUCCAUUUUCAUUUGGACUAUGUUUUACUUUCAUUUGAAAGAAGACACUAUCAUGUUGCAUUCUUUCUAAGGUUUUUUUAUUAAUAAUAAUAAUAAUAAUAAUAAUAAUAAAUGCUGCCCUGGAUGAAUAUACUACCUUGCUACACAAAGAUUGGAAACAAGUUUGUUUUGGGAAUCUCCCCCUUUCCAAAUGAAGUAGAGAUGCAGUGCUUACUCCACUCAGUGUUCGUAGAUAUUGCCUUGUGUAUUCCAUUUUAAAUUGUAAUCUAGUUUGUAAAAGAGAUGGUGACGCAUGUAAAUAAAGCAUAAUGGAUCUCUAUA